AUGUGUACUCAGAAGAGGCGUUCAAGUAACCAUAUUCCUAAGAAGGUGCUAUUAACUGAGCAAGUCAGUUCCAUAAUCCAGCACUGCACUACUCCAAAAUUCAAAGAUCCAGGCGCUCCAACAAUUUCAUGCACAAUAGGGAAUCAUCAAAUAGAGCGAGCUCUCUUAGAUUUGGGUCCUAGUGUAAACCUUCUUCCUUAUUCGGUUUACUUGCAACUCAAAUUAGGAGAAUUAAAGUCUACCUCCAUUAUUCUCCAAUUGGUAGAUAGGUCAACUAAACAGCCUCGUGGUGUUGUCGAAGAUGUAAUUAUCAAAGUAGAUAAAUUCUACUUCCCAGUUGACUUUAUUGUGCUAGAUACCGAGCCCGUUCCGGAACCAAGGAGGCACAUUCCUGUGAUCCUUGGUCAUCCUUUCCUUGCAACAGCAAAUGCGAGCAUAAAUUGUAGGACAGGCGUCAUGGACGUAUCUUUUGGUAAUAUGAAGGUACGCUUAAAUAUUUUCAAUGCCAGUCAAUGCCCUUCAGAUAAUAAUGAUUGUUUUCUAGUCGAUGCCAUCGAUGAAUGUGUUGAAGAGAUGACCCUAUUUGCAUUGAUAAAAGAUCCACUGGAAGCAUGUCUAUUUUACUUUGAUGCCGAGUCAUUUGAUGUUGAGAAAAGUAUUGAAGAGGUGAAUGCCCUGCUUGAUGUAGCGAGUAUGCACAACACUCCACCAUGGAAGAUUCCUAUUGAGCCACUUCCACAAUUGUCAAGUAAACCACCUAUACCAUCUUUGGAGUGUCCGCCAGAGCUAGAGCUGAAGCAGUUACCCUCUCAUAUGAAAUAUGCAUUUCUUGGGCCAGAUUGUACUCUUCCAGUAAUUAUUUCAGCAAAGCUAUCAAACGUACAAGAAGAGAAAUUAUUAGAAGUACUAGCCAACCAUCGAGAAGCUAUUGGCUGGAGUGUGGCUGAUCUCAAAGGGAUUGAUCCCUUAGUAUGUAUGCAUCGGAUUUUCUUAGAAGAAGAUUCUAAACCUUCGCGAGAAGCACAAAGGAGUCAAUGGGUGAGCCCGAUUCAAGUGGUUCCAAAGAAAUCUGGGAUCACUGUGGUUGAAAAUUCUGAAGGUACUUUACUUCCCCAACGCACUACUACAGGGAAGAAAUUUUAUUGCUUCUUGGACAGGUAUUCUGGAUACAAUCAAGUUGCCAUUCAUCCUGACGAUCAGGAGAAGAUAACUUUCACUUGUCCAUAUGGUACUUUUGCCUAUCGCCGCAUGCCUUUCGGACUCUGUAAUGCACCAGCCACUUUUCAUAGAUGCAUGAUGGCUAUUUUCUCUGAUAUGAUUGAAAAUUUUCUAGAAGUCUUCAUGGAUGACUUCUCAGUGCUCCAGAUUGGUCUCUUUCUUCAUUUUGAGAUUAUGUGUGAUGCAUCAGACUAUACAGUUGGCGCCGUUUUGGGUCAGAGAAUGGAGAAAUUGCUAAGAGUAAUUUAUUAUGCAAGCAAGAUCUUAACAGAGGCACAAUUGAACUAUGCCACUACUAAAAAGGAAUUAUUAGCAGUGGUCUUUGCUUUGGACAAGUUUCGCUCUUAUUUGUUGGGUUCCAAAGUUAUUGUGUUUUCUGAUCAUGUAGCUCUUCAACAUUUACUCAACAAAAAAGACACCAAGCCAAGUGGGAAGAAGACAGCAGCAAAGAUUCUUCAGAGUGGUCUAACUUGGCCUUCCUUGUUCAAAGAUGCUCACAAAUUUGUUAAGGCCUGUGAUCGAUGUCAACGGUUGGGUACCAUUACAAAAAGAGACAUGACGCCUCUCUCCUCAAUUCUGGUUAUUGAAAUUUUCGAUGUCUGGGGCAUUAAUUUCAUGGGGCCAUUCCCUAAGUCGCAUGGCAAGGAGUAUAUUUUGGUAGGGGUGGAUUUCCUCUCCAAGUGGGUAGAAGCAGUGGCAACAACGACUAAUGACCACAAGGUGGUGGUUGAAUUUCUUCAAAGCAAUAUUUUUAGUCGGUUCGGAAUGCCAAGGGCAGUAAUCAGCGAUGGUGGAAAGCAUUUUUGUAAUCGCUUUCUUCGAAUCUUAUUUCAGAAAUAUUCCAUCUCUCACAAGGUAGGUACUUCUUACCACCCUCAGACAAGCGGUCAAGUAGAGAUUUCAAAUCACGAGAUCAAACAUAUCCUUGAGAAGACGGUUCGACCGGAUCGAAAGGAUUGGUCAUUGCAUCUCAAUGAUGCUUUAUGGGUGUAUUGUACAACAUUCAAGACACGAAUUGGGAUGUCGCCAUAUCGCUUGGUCUUCGGGAAAACAUGUCAUUUACCUGUGGAAUUGGAACAUAAAGCUUUUUGGGCCGUGAAAAAAUUAAACUUUGACAUGAGUCAAGCUGGGGCCAAAAGGAGGUUAUAG
This is a messenger RNA of Cornus florida, 2367 nucleotides long. RefSeq lists its product as uncharacterized. Gene Ontology annotation, molecular function: nucleic acid binding. Lineage: Eukaryota; Viridiplantae; Streptophyta; Magnoliopsida; Cornales; Cornaceae. The transcript is spliced from 5 exons. Gene Ontology annotation, biological process: DNA integration. The record is from RefSeq and is a predicted model, not a curated record. Bases 1 to 2367 code for a protein of 788 amino acids.